AGGCGCAGGCGGCUUCGGUCAUUCAAGCUAUUAUCACUCACGCUCGCUAUCACUGAGUCGGGCGUGAUCCCACCAGCUGGCUUUGUUUUGCGUCUCAGAAAUUUGGUCGAUCUUACGCGUGGCUUUUUUGAGAUUUUCGCUCGAAGACCCUCAGUGCUACAAUUGGCAAUCAAUCAGUUUACUUCCAGUCGGAGUUCCUGAUUAGACGUUCGUUCGAGCCACUGAAAUGACUUCACACCCCUUGCUCAGUAAAGACUUGCCCGAUAUUGAAAAUGUGUUGAGGCUCAAUCCAAAAACACCAAAAUAUGCCAAAAUUCAACCUACUGUCCGCACAAAAGCAGAGAAGCUAAAAUGGAAAAGAAAUGCCUCCAAGAAUUGCUGUGGAUCACACUCGCUGGAAAAAAAUUUUGAUGACAUCAAACCUACAACAUUAAGUGAGAGAGGAGCUUUAAGAGAAGCUUCAAGAUGUCUAAAAUGCGCCGAUGCGCCGUGCCAAAAAUCUUGCCCCACACAGUUGGACAUCAAAAGUUUCAUAACCAGCAUCUCAAAUAAGAACUAUUAUGGGGCAGCAAAAGCUAUUCUUUCAGAUAAUCCAUUAGGGCUCACCUGCGGGAUGGUCUGUCCCACAAGUGACCUAUGCGUAGGAGGUUGUAAUCUUCAAGCAUCUGAGGAAGGGCCGAUCAACAUUGGAGGUCUUCAACAAUUUGCCACAGAGGUCUUCAAGGACAUGAAAAUACCCCAGAUCAGGGAUCCCAAUCAAUCAGUCCAAUUCAGCGACUCUAAAAUAGCACUGAUAGGUUGUGGACCUGCAUCCAUAUCAUGCGCAACAUUUCUUGCUCGUUUAGGAUACGCCGAUAUUACUAUCUUUGAGCGCGACAAUGUCAUAGGAGGCUUGAGCUCAACAGAAAUACCUCAGUAUCGUUUGCCGUAUAACGUUGUUAGUUUUGAGAUUGCUCUAAUGCAAGAUUUGGGAGUGAAAAUUGAGACUGGAAGAAGUCUGUCAACAGACGAUUUAACAGUUCAGAAAUUAAAGGCAGAUGGAUACAGUGCACUUUUCAUCGGCAUUGGAAAACCCCAAGCCAAUCUCAUACCAAUCUUUAAAGAUCUCACUGAAGAAAUGGGAUUUUUUACCUCCAAAAGUUUUCUGCCCAAGGUUUCCAGAGCAAGUAAACCAGGUGUUUGCUCAUGCAAAUCAGUAUUGCCAACCCUUUCAGGAAGUGUUAUUGUCUUGGGGGCCGGAGACACAGCAUUUGAUUGUGCAACGUCAGCCUUAAGGUGUGGUGCAAGGAAAGUCUUCGUUGUUUUCCGCAAAGGCUUUGGCAACAUUCGUGCUGUUCCAGAAGAAGUUGAAGCUGCAAAAGCUGAAAAAUGUGAGUUCAUUCCGUUCCAUUCUCCAAAGGAUGUCAUUAUCAAGGACAAUAAAAUUGUUGGUAUGAGUUUUUAUCGAACAGAAGAAACUGAAGAUGGGAAGUGGAUUGAAGACAAGGAAACAGUGAUCAAACUUAAGGCGAAUUUCAUAAUUUCUGCUUUUGGAUCUACUUUAAAUGAUACAAAAGUGAUGGAAGCACUGCAGCCAAUAAAACUCAAUAAGCAAGGUUUUCCUAUUGUGAAUCCGGAUACUUUGGAGUCAAGUGAACGAGGUAUUUUCUGUGGGGGUGAUGUUGCAAAUUACUCAGAGACAACCGUAGAAUCUGUGAAUGAUGGAAAAACUGCAGCGUGGCACAUUCAUAAGUUCAUCCAAGAAACAAAUGGAGGCAUUGUUGAGGAUGAGCCCAAGUUACCCAAAUUUUACACCCCAAUUGAUGAUGUUGAUAUCUCUGUAGAAAUGUGUGGACUUAAAUUUGAAAACCCUUUUGGACUUGCAUCUGCCCCACCAACCACUUCAGGUGCCAUGAUCAGGAGAGCCUUUGAAGCAGGCUGGGGCUUUGUUGUCACCAAAACCUUCUCUCUUGUCAAGGAUCUUGUCACCAAUGUCUCGCCUAGAAUCGUUAAGGGAUCGACAUCGAGACAUUUAUACGGACCAGAGCAAGGAUCAUUCUUGAAUAUUGAACUGAUUUCAGAAAAAACAGAAGCUUAUUGGUGCAAAAGCAUCAAAGAAUUGAAGGCAGAUUUUCCCUCAAAAAUUUUGAUUGCAAGUAUAAUGUGUACUUUCAACAAAGCUGAUUGGACAGAACUCGCUCAAAAAGCUGAGGCUGCCGGCGCAGAUGCUCUGGAAUUGAAUCUGUCAUGUCCUCAUGGUAUGGGUGAAUCUGGAAUGGGUCUCGCUUGUGGACAGGAUCCAGAGCUAGUCCGUAAUAUUUCAUUAUGGGUUCGUGAAGCGGUCUCCAUUCCAUUUUUUGUCAAAUUAACUCCGAACAUCACAGAAAUUGUAACGAUCGCCAAAGCAGCCUAUGAAGGUAAAGCAUCAGGCGUGUCUGCAAUCAAUACAGUUUCAGGACUGAUGAGUUUGAAAGGUGAUGGAACUCCGUGGCCGGCUGUCGGCAAAAAAAUGUUGACCACUUACGGUGGAGUUUCAGGCAAUGCCACUCGACCAAUGGGUUUGAGAGCAGUGUCUGCAAUCGCAAGGGCCCUUCCUGGUUUCCCAAUUCUUGGAAUUGGAGGUAUUGACUCAGCUGAUGUUGGAUUGCAGUUCCUCCAUGCAGGCGCAACUGUGCUGCAGAUUUGCAGUUCUGUUCAGAAUCAAGACUUCACAGUGAUUGACGACUACAUCACUGGACUUAAAGCAUUACUAUAUUUGCAAACCAUUCCUCAGCUUGGAAAAUGGGAUGGCCAAUCCCCACCCACACCUGUACAUCAAAAAGGGAAACCGGUCAUCUCUCUUAAGGCCGUUGUUGGAGAGAAUGUUCCUCAUUUUGGAGAAUAUCAAGAACUGAGAGAGAAAGUAACUGUUGAAAUUAAGAAGAAUAGCGAUCCGCUAGAUGGAAAAAUUGAACAGCACAGACCAGCUAAUUCACCUGAAAAGCCAGUGCCAACCGUACAACAAGUGGUCGGUCGCUCCCUACCCAUGAUUGGUGUCUACAAAAAUUUGGACAACAAAAAGCAAGUUGUUGCUUUAAUCAAUGAUGACAUGUGUAUCAAUUGUGGAAAAUGCUAUAUGGCUUGCAAUGAUUCAGGGUACCAAGCAAUAACAUUUGACCCAGAGACCCACCUGCCGCAUGUGACUGAUGACUGCACAGGCUGUGACCUUUGUUUGUCCGUUUGUCCGAUCAUUGACUGCAUAACAAUGGUGCCAAAAACGAUCCCUCAUGUCAUCAAAAGAGGAUGGGCCAUGGAUCUCAACGGUACUGUCAACAAUGUAUUGCCUUGUGCUUAGACUGGCGGUCUAAAGUGCAUUAAUGAGUCAGAAUCAAAAAUAUGAGGAAUGUAAAAAUCUGUUGAUUGAAUUCGAAGAUCACUACUCAAACUGGUGACAUGGAAUUCAGGAAGCAGCCUCACUUUUUUUUUUAGUUUUUGUUGUAAAU
Molecule: messenger RNA, 3461 nt
Organism: Bemisia tabaci
Lineage: Eukaryota; Metazoa; Arthropoda; Insecta; Hemiptera; Aleyrodidae
Gene: su(r)
Product: dihydropyrimidine dehydrogenase su(r)
Biological process (GO): thymine catabolic process; uracil catabolic process
Cellular component (GO): cytoplasm; cytosol
Molecular function (GO): iron-sulfur cluster binding; dihydropyrimidine dehydrogenase (NADP+) activity; uracil binding
Source: RefSeq, a predicted model, not a curated record